UUGGCCAAACCCUUAAAAGCUCCAUUUCCGGGUUUCAGACGGGAAAUAAUUCACUUUCCGUCCUCCUUCCUCAUAAAACUUUUAAGCUCUUAUCUCACAGGUGUACUGGGAUAGAGAGUUUUGAUAGGUUUCUUAAUUCACAUUUCGAAGUUGGGUUAAUCCCCAACUGCCAAGCCAAAAAGAUAUGUCUCAAUCCCCGGAAAACGUUCAGGACCCGCUUAAACCGUGGAAAUACAUACUCUUCCCUCCCUUAAAAGCCACCGAUGCUUUGACUGUAUUCAUGAAGGGCUUUUUUGUAGUAUGCCUCGUUGCGUCCAUCUCUCUCGUCGCCUUGUCAUAUUUCUCCACCACAACUAAUUACAGAAGGUGUUCAGGUUGUGAGGAUCAAGCCCCCCUCGUACACUCCGCUAGUGAUUAUCACACUAAUGGAGAAACUCAGAUUUCUCAUAUUCUUUUUGGUAUUGGGGGCUCCGCUAAGACAUGGAACAAUCGCCGUCGGUACAAUGAACUGUGGUGGAGGCCCAAUAUCACUCGGGGGUUCGUUUGGCUUGAUGAAGAGCUUGCCGAAGAUAUGAAAUGGCCUGAGACUUCACCGCCGUAUAAAGUCUCAGAGGACACAUCUGGGUUCAAGUACACCAGCGGGUACGGGUCUCGGUCGGCGGUGCGCAUCGCGCGGAUAGUGAAGCAGAGUUUCGAGCUUGGGGUAGACAACGUAAGGUGGUUCGUAAUGGGUGACGACGAUACGGUGUUUUUCACUGAGAAUCUGGUGACUGUGCUGGGCAAGUAUGAUCACAACCAGAUGUACUACGUUGGUGGGAUUUCGGAGAGCGUGGAGCAGGACGUGAUACACUCCUACACUAUGGGCUACGGCGGCGGGGGGUUCGCCAUCAGCUACCCUCUCGCCGCUGAGCUUGUGAGGGUGUUGGACGGCUGCAUUAAUCGCUACGCCUCUUUCUACGGCUCUGAUCAGAAGAUUGGGGGUUGCAUGAGCGAGAUUGGCGUGCCAAUCACCAGGGAGCUCGGUUUCCAUCAGUUGGACAUACGUGGAAACCCGUAUGGAUUGCUUGCCGCGCACCCAUUGGCGCCACUGGUGUCACUGCACCAUCUGGACUACGUGCAGCCCCUGUUUCCGGGCACCAAUCGCAUUGACUCCGUCAAGAUUCUGGUUGAGGCUUACAGGUCCGACCCAAGUCGGGCGCUGCAACACAGCUUCUGCUACGACCUUAAGCGGAAUUGGUCAAUUUCCGUAUCCUGGGGCUACACCAUUCAGUUGUACCCAUCCUUGGUGACGGCGAAAGAUCUGGCCACGCCCCUGCAGACAUUCUUAACUUGGAGGUCCUGGAGUCAAGACCCAUUUACGUUCAAUACCAGGGUCCUCAGCCUGGAUCCGUGCAAGAGACCCGUCACGUACUUCUUCGACGGCGUUACGAAGGUUGGUGAUGGUGGGACCAUGACUUCGUACCUGAGGCCUCCGCAGCCUAGGAAACAAUGUGGGAACGGCAAGUAUCGUCCUGCCUUGUCCGUUCAGAUGUUCAAUGUCUCUGCGCCCAUUUUAGAUCCCAACAUAUGGAAGAAGGCACCACGUAGACAAUGUUGCGAGGUGAUCAACGGAGGAGACAGGGCCGGCGUUGUGCGGAUGGAAAUAAGGGGCUGCAGUCGGUGGGAAUCGGUAACACCCCCCUGAGGACGAUGGUUAGCAAGUUCAACUUCCGGAUGACUUUCAUAGGAGAACAUUUUGUUCCCAAAGGAUACCCGUGUGGAAAGGAGUUCAUAUGCCGCCAAAUAAGUCCGACAAUUCUGGAAACAUAACGUCAUACGUGUACAUUC
Coffea arabica (coffee) is the source of this 1827-nucleotide messenger RNA. RefSeq lists its product as uncharacterized. NCBI's taxonomy places the organism in Eukaryota, Viridiplantae, Streptophyta, Magnoliopsida, Gentianales, Rubiaceae. The record is from RefSeq and is a predicted model, not a curated record.